Molecule: messenger RNA, 2778 nt
Organism: Anneissia japonica
Lineage: Eukaryota; Metazoa; Echinodermata; Crinoidea; Comatulida; Comatulidae
Product: L-asparaginase 1-like
Exons: 12
Coding region: 45-1823 (592 amino acids)
Biological process (GO): amino acid metabolic process
Molecular function (GO): protein binding; asparaginase activity
Source: RefSeq, a predicted model, not a curated record
CCGAGAAGACGAUUAUAGUAGGCUUUAUUGUCAGGAUAAUAGUCAUGGAUAGUAGUGUCGAAUCCCGUGUGCUAGUACUCUAUACCGGCGGUACAAUUGGAAUGACCAGGAACAGUGACGGAGAUUUAGUGCCGGUUGAAAAUUACUUCAGUCAAGCAGUGAGAAGGAACACAAUUUUAAAUGAUGCGGACUAUGAGGCUAAGACGCAAAAAACAUAUGCUCUUCCGUUGAGUCAUGAUCAUACCACACGCGUACUAUACUUUAUUUGUGAGUAUUCGCCACUCAUAGACUCAAGUAAUAUUACGGUCCAGGAUUGGCAAAAACUUGCCGGUGACAUAGAAGACAACUACAAAGAUUACAAUGGAUUUGUGAUUGUACACGGUACCGACACCAUGGCAUACACGGCCUCUGCGCUUUCAUUCAUGUUUGAAAACCUCGGAAAACCUGUCAUCUUAACCGGGUCUCAGAUACCAUUGGAAGAAACCCUUAGUGAUGGUACCGGAAACUUACUUGGUGCUGUGUAUCUUGCCGGAAAUUAUCCCACAAUUUCAGAGGUAACAUUAUAUUUUGAUUACAAGCUGUUUCGGGGGAAUCGUGUCACAAAGCUUGUUAACAACGAACUGAAUGCCUUUGGAUCACCUAAUCUUGACCCGCUUGUCAGAAUGGAAAUCGACGUGGUAGUGGACUGGGAUAGUAUAUUGCAGCCGAAGUCUAUCGAGAAAUUUAAAGUUUUCACAAAUCUCAACUGUAAUGUUGGUUUACUGCGGCUCUUCCCUUCUAUUACUGUGGAAACUGUAAGAUCAUUCUUGAAAAAACCAAUGCAAGGUGUCGUCCUCCAGACCUAUGGAGCAGGCAAUGGACCUAGUGACCGCGAAGAAAUCUUGGCAGUACUUGAAGAAGCUUCUGACAGAGGAGUGCUGAUUUUAAAUUGUUCGCAGUGUAUUAAAGGAGUCGUUUCAGAUUCUUAUGAAACUGGAAGUGCGUUAAUAAAAGCCGGGGUAAUCCCAGGAGCCGAUAUCAAUCCUGAGGCUGGUCUGGCCAAACUCAGCUACGUUCUUAACAAAGAAAAAACAACGAACUGUCAGAAAAUUUUGCUUCAACGCAACUUACGCGGUGAGAUCCGAGUCAGUAAAGUGAAUAAUUUUUCACUUAAGGACUCAAAGUUUAUUCAGGCGAUCGUUGAUACUCUUGAAAUUGCGAACAGUCAGGAAGUGAAAUCAGUAAGCACCACACUACUCCCAGUGUUGAUGUGUGCCGCUGCCCAAAAUGGUGACCUGAACUUACUCAAACAAUAUGCGUCUAAGGGAGGGAAUUUAAGCCGAUGUGAUUAUGAUAAGAGGACACCUUUACAUAUGGCCGUGUGCGAAGGCCACGUUGAUAUUGUGAAGUAUCUUGUGGAGAGUGGCUGCUCCAUUUAUGCUAAAGAUCGUUUCGGAAAUACACCAUUUGUGGAAAGCUUACGGUACAGGAAUAUUGAGGUGAUUGAACUUAUAAAGCAGGCAGGGGGACACUCAACACCAGAAAUGUCUCAAAAGAUUCUGUCUUUGAUGAAGCAUGCUAUUGAGAUUGGCGAUGUUGAUGGACUGAAAGCAUUCCAUAUUGCUGAAGUAGACUUCAACACCUCUGAUGAAACUGGGAGGACAGCACUCCAUCGGGCAGUGGAACUGCAAAAAACUGAAUGCAUUAAAUACCUGUUGGAUAACGGUGCAAAUAUCGAUGCAAGUGACACAGAAGGACUCACUCCUUUAGGACUUUCACAGAAUUCUUCCUCUGAAGACAUAUCAGCACUCUUAAUGUCAUACAGUAAUGGCUCAAGAUUGUAAGUAGUCAAUCUGCUGGAAGUGAAAAAAAACUAUGAAAAUGUAAUGUUUUAAAGGCUUAUUUAAUCGUUAUUAGAGUCUACUAAUAUGUAAAAUAUACAUUGCGUUCUCACUUAGCCAAUGCCACUCGGACUACGGGUGCUGUACCUGGUUCUCUUCGCUUAUCCAAAAAACUUAAAAAUAAAUUCCAAACAUCCCAUAACUAAGGUUAUUAGAUGUGUCUUGAGACUACAUUCACAAACCCAUGUUGGUUACAAUGAAUAUAAAAUUAAAUUGGCUACCUUGUUUGUUGCAAAAGGUAAAUGUAUACAAAUUUAAAAUAAAUAUAAAUGGCAUAUCUCCUGUAUAUUUAUAUACUGGUAUUGAGUUUACUAACCAACUAUAAUACUAGAUUUUCUACUUCUAGAAUGUCAAUUUAUAAACCAAAAUCUGGUACAUACAGUGGAUUUUCAUUCAUUGAUACCGCUUUUAAUGAAGUACUGUAUUCCAUAUCUGUUUAAGCUACUAUCGACAUUAUUAUUGUUGAAUUUAUUUAAGUUGAUUACAAUUAAUUAUAGUGAUGGGUGUGUCACUUACGGAAGUGUAAUGUUAAUUUUGAUAUACUAUUGAUAUAUUUCUUUCAUACUUAAGAAAGUGUUAUGUUAAUGUUACUAUACAAUUGAUUUAUUUAGAAGAUUAUACUAGCUUGCUUGUGAUUGGCUAUGCUAUGUCACUGUAAGACAAUUAUUAAUAGUAUGAUUUGUUCAUGAGAUCAAGUUAAUAUAGGACUGUUUGUGAUUGUUUCACAUCAAAGAUUGUUUUGUGUAAUAUGUGCGGGAAAUUUAAUUUUAGUUAAGUUUGGUAACAGCUCUUCAAGACUGAACUUUGUCUUACUUGCGGCCUAGGCGUCGUAAUUGCAUGUAAGUGUAUGUGGAUUGCUGAGAACUAAAAUAAACUCAGAAUUUGAAGUUAAAGUAUA